Megalobrama amblycephala (Wuchang bream) is the source of this 1356-nucleotide messenger RNA. It is a transcript of the gene slc25a27, whose product is annotated as solute carrier family 25 member 27. Gene Ontology annotation, biological process: mitochondrial transport; response to cold. The transcript is spliced from 10 exons. Bases 217 to 1164 code for a protein of 315 amino acids. The record is from RefSeq and is a predicted model, not a curated record. Gene Ontology annotation, cellular component: mitochondrial membrane. Lineage: Eukaryota; Metazoa; Chordata; Actinopteri; Cypriniformes; Xenocyprididae.
AGGAGCUUGUCUUACGCAUGGUCUUACGUCUGUUUGUCGACGCCCCUUUGAUUUGGGAAAUGUGGUUUUAGGUGCACGACGCUUCUUUUGUAGUUUAUAACGUAUUACGUAAAAGGGUCGUGAACUACACCGACCAACCGGGCCGGCUUGGUCAAAAAAAACGCCUCUUAUUAAAGGUCGUAGUCUUGAACAAUUGGGACUCGGAGGACACCUGCAAUGCAUCCUGUACAAGAAAAUUCGCGGUGGCCCCGAGUAUCAAAGUUCACUCUGUCAGCAUGUGCAGCAACUGUUGCAGAAUUAGUCACAUUCCCUCUGGACCUUACCAAAACCAGGCUUCAGAUACAGGGUGAAGGUGGUUCCCGACAGCAUGGUGGAAGUGUACAGCCUCCAAAAUACAGGGGCAUGCUGAGCACAGCUAUGGGUAUAGUGCGAGAAGAGGGGCCCUUGAAAUUGUGGCAAGGGGUCACACCAGCUAUCUACAGACAUAUAGUGUAUUCCGGCGGCAGGAUGUUGGCCUAUGAACAGCUCAGGGAAUCAGUCUUGGGAAGAUCUGAAGAUGGCAUUUUUCCAGUUUGGAAAGCAGUGAUCGGCAGUAUGAUUUCAGGUGCCUUGGGCCAGUUCAUCGCUAGUCCAACAGAUCUAGUGAAAGUUCAAAUGCAAAUGGAGGGCAGGCGCCGACUAGAAGGGAAACCACCAAGAGUACAUGGAGUUUACCAUGCUUUUACAAAGAUCAUAGCAGAGGGAGGAAUACGAGGCCUUUGGGCAGGAUGGGUUCCCAACGUUCAGAGAGCUGCCCUAGUCAAUUUAGGAGAUCUCAUGACAUAUGAUACAGUAAAGCAUUUUCUACUAAGAAACACAUCCAUACCGGACAACAGCAUUUGUCAUGGAUUGGCAAGCAUUUGCUCAGGAUUGGUUGCAGCUAUUAUGGGAACACCAGCUGAUGUUGUGAAAACUAGAGUAAUGAACCAGCCACGGGAUUCAAAUGGACGGGGUCUUCUCUACAAGUCUUCUACUGACUGUCUUGUUCAGUCGGUGAGAAGAGAAGGAUUUUUUUCCCUCUAUAAAGGAUUUCUACCAACUUGGUUUAGAAUGGCUCCCUGGUCUUUGACUUUCUGGCUUACAUUUGAGCAAAUGAGACGAGCAAUGGGCAUUAGCUCGUUUUAAUGAUUUUAAGAGGUGGACAGAGAGUAUAUUUUACUUUACCCCCUUAAAGUUGGACAUUCCAGUCCUCUAUUAUUAGUUCUGAAUUCAGCUGUAUUCAGGUACACAAUGCAGGACACAAAUUUGAGGAAGAAGACUCAGCAAAGUUGUUUGAUCACUGUAUAUUUUGGAGAAAAUAAAAUGGCAUUGCGAUCA